Messenger RNA from Acanthosepion pharaonis, 657 nucleotides. NCBI's taxonomy places the organism in Eukaryota, Metazoa, Mollusca, Cephalopoda, Sepiida, Sepiidae. The record is from the annotation of a GenBank genome assembly.
AUGGCAUUCGAACGAGGAACACAAUGUCUACGCAGAGAAAUCUAUCUACCUAUCUAUCUAGCCGUUUCAUUUUAUCUAUCUAUCUAUCUAUCUAUCUAUCUAUCUAUCUAUCUAUCUAUCUAUCUAUCUAUCUAUCUCUUUCAUUGUAUCUCUUUCAUUCUAUCUAUCUAUCUAUCUAUCUAUCUAUCUAUCUAUCUAUCUCUUUCAUUGUAUCUCUUUCAUUCUAUCUAUCUAUCUAUCUAUCUAUCUCUUUCAUUGUAUCUCUUUCAUUCUAUCUAUCUAUCUAUCUAUCUAUCUAUCUAUCUAUCUCUAUCAUUGUAUCUCUUUCAAUCUAUCUAUCUAUCUCUUUCAUUGUAUCUCUUUCAUUCUAUCUAUUUAUCUAUUUAUCUAUCUAUUAGUUUCAUUUUAUCAUUUUCUUUUUAUCUAUCUAUCUAUCUAUCUAUCUAUCUAUCUAUCUAUCUAUCUCUUUCAUUGCAUCUCUUUCAUUCUAUCUAUCUAUCUAUCUAUUUAUCAUUCUAUCUAUCAGUUUCAUUUUAUCAUUUUCUUUUUAUCUAUCUAUCUAUCUAUCUCAUUUUAUCUCAUUUAUUUUACCUAUUUCAAUCAAUCAAUCUAUCUAUCUAUCUAUCUAUCUAUCUAUCUAUAAAGAUAGAUAGAUAA